AUGUGGAGAUUUAUAUUUUCUAGGCGGCCUAUUUAUCCUCGGCCAUUUCGCUUUCGUCAUGCCAACAGACUGCUCUCACGCGGUUACAAGCCGAACCUGAAUCGACAACAAGUUAUAAAUCAGUUGCAGAAAGACCCGAACAUUAUACGUACGUCAGGCGCAAUACAAUCACAGGCACUGCUCAAUUGGGGAACUAUCAUUCUACUAGUCGGUGUUUCGAGUUCUGCAACAAUGGCAUUGUAUUUGGGUGUGCAAGUGUACCGUGCGUCCAAAGAUGAAGAAAACAAGACAAGACACGUUUUCCUUCCUCUUCGGUUCAGCUUUGAUUGGCCUUAUCAGCGCAAAUGCAACUUUCCGUCAUACUUGAAGUAUGUGGAUCCCGCUUUUCAUCAACAAAUUUCGAGUAAUGAAGACUUUCUCAAGGAAUUGUUUGACCAAGAUGUCCAUUAUCAAGUUUUGGACAUUUUGUUUCGUCUGAAAACUGUUAGAGACCUCUUCGGAGUCCCUUUGUCUCUACGUGCUGAUGAUAUGGAGGAUUUUCUUAUCUGGGUGGAACCCAAGUACCCUACAGUUCACGGCCCUGUGAUCCAGAUAACGAAAAAUGAUGGGAAGCUCAAUUUGCUGUGGAAAUGGGCGAUUAAGUCGAUCAAGUGUCUCUCAAUUGAGGGCUUUUUGACGGGAUUGGGACUUAAACUUGACCGUAUUAAGCCUACCGAAGCGCAAAUUAAAACUCACGAGAAAUCUAGUGGAAGAAUCCACGAAGCAGUUAAUCCUAAUGUGCCAACAGUUUUCUCAGGUGAUAAGGACUACAGUAUAGUUUUUGGAGGAAAGCUUCAUUUGGAAAGCAAGCAAAACAUACAAUGUGGUGUGGUAAAUUAUACAGGUUUGAUCGAUUUUAACCAUAUGGGUAUAAGCAAGGGCGUGAAGAUUACACUGUUGGAAUUAACAGUAAACAGCAACAAUAAGGAAAUGGUUUACAAGUUACGUUGA
Messenger RNA from Clavispora lusitaniae ATCC 42720, 990 nucleotides. RefSeq lists its product as uncharacterized. NCBI's taxonomy places the organism in Eukaryota, Fungi, Ascomycota, Pichiomycetes, Serinales, Metschnikowiaceae. The record is from RefSeq and is a predicted model, not a curated record.